UGAGAUCAGUACCGCGCGCAGCGGGGUGUCGCUAGCUGCUAACACUGGCGGCCACUGCACCGAUGAUCAGUAGUAGCUGGGUUCGGGUCACACGUACAACAAACUCCGGAAGCACUGUAAAUACAGCAAGCGCACCCGUGUGAGACCUCACGCAAGCCACCAGCGCCACACUCCUACUCACUCGAACACAAGCUAGCUCGCUAGCCAAGGUUGUUUCAGCCAUGAGUAGUAGCCCCCGUGCCCGUCUCCUCCUGAUCUCCCUUGUAGCCGCCGCCACCCUGCUGGUCUCGUGCCGCGGCGCCGCCGCUUCGCCCCCGCCGCCUCCGGUGUACGACACGGACGGCCACGAGCUGCGCGCCGACACGAGCUACCACGUGCUCCCGCUAAUCCGCCGCGGCGGCCCCUACGGAGCCCGCCGCGGCGGGCUCACUCUGGCGCCCCUGCACGGCGGGCAACGCUGCCCUCUCUUCGUCGCGCAGGACGCCAGCCGGGAACAUCUCGGGCUCCCCGUGCGGUUCGCUCCGCACGGCAAAGCCUCGGCCUCCGCGGACCCGACGACCGUUGUUCGCGUCUCGACGGACGUCCGCGUCUCCUUCCGCGCGUACACGACGUGCGUGCAGUCCACCGAGUGGCACGUUGAGAGCGGCAAGAAUAUUCUGGGGGCGCGCCGGCACGUGGUCACCGGCCCCGUGGUCGGGGGCCCGAGCCCGAUCAGCGGCAGGGAGAACGCGUUCCGCGUGGAACGCGUGGAGAGGUACGGCGGCGUCGCAACGGAUGAUGAGGCGCGCGAGUACAAGCUGAUGUGGUGCGGGGACGAGGCGGCGUGCCAGGCCUUGGGCGUGUUCAGGGACGGCGAAGGCGGCGCGUGGUUCCUUGGCGCCGCCGCCGAGCAGGUUCAUGUCGUCGUGUUCCAGAAGGCGCCCUCCGUUUAAGUCGCAUGUUUCUUUUUUCUUUUCAGUUCCGUGUGGAUGGUGUUUGUUCGUAGCGCCGCGCGUGCAUGUUGAAUAAAGUGGCCCGAGCAGUUUGGUAUAGCACAAGCUUUGUUCUGUGCCUGGCUAGGGAUGAACCUAGA
Messenger RNA from Brachypodium distachyon (stiff brome), 1072 nucleotides. RefSeq names its product endogenous alpha-amylase/subtilisin inhibitor. The record is from RefSeq and is a predicted model, not a curated record. Gene Ontology annotation, molecular function: endopeptidase inhibitor activity. The coding region runs from base 222 to 932 and encodes 236 amino acids. Lineage: Eukaryota; Viridiplantae; Streptophyta; Magnoliopsida; Poales; Poaceae. The transcript has a single exon.